Messenger RNA from Branchiostoma belcheri (Belcher's lancelet), 1371 nucleotides. RefSeq names its product P-selectin-like. The record is from RefSeq and is a predicted model, not a curated record. The coding region runs from base 1 to 1371 and encodes 456 amino acids. The transcript has 7 exons. Lineage: Eukaryota; Metazoa; Chordata; Leptocardii; Amphioxiformes; Branchiostomatidae.
AUGGCGUCGCGGGUUCACUGCCCGAGGCUAGCGCCCCCUACCGGCGGCACCUACAACUGCUUCGUGGACAUGCACGGCACCCACACUUGCAGCGCCACCUGUCUGCCGGGUCUGGUAUUCCAGUCCCCGGCGCCCACCCUGGUGUGCACGCCUGCAGACGGCGUGUGGGCCCCUACCGAUCGCUUUCCGAACUGCAUCCGUGAGAACACUGCCGGCUCCUGCCCGGUUCUACUAGCACCAGUGUACGGUGGCUACUCCUGCAGAAUGGAUUCUAGUGGAGUGAAGACCUGUACCGGAUCGUGUGUGGGCGGCUACGAGUUUGAUUCACCGGAGACCACGUUGACUUGCGAUGGUAGCGUCGGUACCUGGACACCUAGCGAUCAGUUCCCCAACUGCAGACCGUCGACCAGGGCAAGAAGUUCACCUCAAGGCACCACCCAGUGUGCCCCAAUUUCGCCACCGAUGGCAGGCUCCUACAGUUGCAUGACGGAUCACCUGGGCAGAAUGACCUGCACUCCCAGCUGUAUGGACGGGUUUGAGUUCGAGAGCCCCCCGGCUGCCGAGUACGUCUGCACAAACGGAGCCUGGUCCCCGCCAGGACCCUACCCCAACUGCGUCUUCGCGGGUCAGAAGUGUGAGAAGAUCCCACCUCCCAUCUGGGGCUCUUACUACUGCCAGACGGACCACACCGGCACGGAAAGGUGCUACCCGUCCUGUAUGCAGGGUUACGAGUUCGAGUCUCCUCCUGCUGCGGAGUACGUCUGUGUCAACGGGCAGUUCUCCCCACCCGGACCGUACCCCAACUGUAGGACGUCAGAGGAGGUUUCAGUCCCACAGGUUACAGACCCAGAGGUUUCAGCCCCAGAAGUUCCCGUUUCUGCCCAAGAGUGUCCCAAGCUUCACGCCCCCGCGCACGGGUCUCUCUCCUGCCGAACCGACCAGCUCGGCAUCCAGACCUGCUUCCCCGCGUGUGACGCAGGCUACAGCUUCCAGACCGCGCCGGCAGCCGAGUACAUUUGUCUGAACGGGCAGUGGGCCCCGCCCGGACCCGUGCCCAACUGCGUACCGGCUCCACAGGACACAGACCCAGAGGUUUCCGGGUCAGAAGUUCCCGUUUCUGCCGCAGCGUGUCCCAAGCUUCACGCCCCCGCGCACGGGUCUCUCUCCUGCCGAACCGACCAGCUCGGCAUCCAGACCUGCUUCCCCGCGUGUGACGCAGGCUACAGCUUCCAGACCGCGCCGGCAGCUGAGUACAUUUGUCUGAACGGGCAGUGGGUCCCGCCCGGACCCGUGCCCAACUGCGUACCGGAUACCACCUCAACCACCACAACUGUCAAGCCUACAUCCGCACCUGUUCAGCCUGGUACGUAA